Messenger RNA from Dermacentor andersoni, 12610 nucleotides. RefSeq lists its product as uncharacterized. The record is from RefSeq and is a predicted model, not a curated record. Gene Ontology annotation, molecular function: protein binding. Lineage: Eukaryota; Metazoa; Arthropoda; Arachnida; Ixodida; Ixodidae.
UAUGGCAACGUAAACAAAAUGACAUCGUCCCUCACACAAAAUAUAGCAAAAUCCGUCCAACGUUUUCGCGCUAACGCUCGCAGCGCCCCUACAGUCUAUAGGGUUCACUUUGUUCGGGUGCAUUGAUGUUCCUUACUUUGCAAUUUUUAGCACCUGCGUGAAAUUUAAUAGAACACUGGGUGGAUGCGUUUUCUGUGGGCUGGUCAUGCAUUUCUAAAGUAGUGUUGUUGAUUUGAUACGAUCAUUACUGUUCCUUUGGACUCCAGAUCAUUUGGAUAUCGCCCAGACGCAUACAGACGUUCGAUGUUGCCUGUCAUAAUAAGGAAAUAGUAGUGCAAACUCGUAACCGCGCACGUGCAGCUAAUGUAGUGGAAGCGUUUACAGCGCCAUUUGCGGCAUUAUUUAGAGUUUUGUUCGUUUUGUAGCAGACUAUGUCAUUUUAUAUACAUGUAUAUGUGCCUGUGGCAGCUGUUUCUUUUGCUGCAUGAGCCGUGACUUGUAGCUCCCGUGCGCGCAAUCGCCGGUGGCUGCGCGUUUCGGCGUUUCGUACGGUCCGUGCAUACGCUACUGAUCCAAUUUGCGGAAAACAAGCAGAGCUCCAGAUUUGUGCGCUAAUAGGCGCCGCGGCCGCAAUCACUUUAGGAUUAAUGGUUUAGCUCACUGCUGCGGUUUGCAAGAGAGAAGGGGAGAAAAGUGGAAAGGGUAAGAUCGCUUGUUGUCACCGCAUCCGCUUCUUGAUGCGUCGGAAGAGAAUGGGAUUGCCGAUUGUACGCGCCGUGGCAAGAGCAAAGAGACAGCCCAAGACGCCGCCUCGAACGUCGCAGCGGUCAGCAGCAGCUGUGGUCUGCGCAGACCCUUGUUGCAGCUUGCGUGCGUCGUCCCUGCAUCGGUAGGGCGGCCGCGGAAAAGGCUCGCCGUCGAUGGAGCUUCGCUCCUACGCUGGCACGAGCGAUGACUCUGGCGCAAAACGGCUCGAUUGCCCGCUCUGCGAGACACCGUCCAGCAUGAGAGAUGCCCGCGGUGACAGCUCGCCGUUUACCGGCGCGGCUGAGCCCGGCUGGCAGCCUUGCCGACUGCUCACCGCCAGCGGACAUCACAAGAGUGUCGCGGACUUGGUUUCAAACGGGUAUCCCCACAUCAUAUGUUCCUCGCAUACCUCUGCAAGCAAGACUACUGUCGAGCAGGUGCUCCCAGCAUUCCAAAAGGUGCAAGUACCCCGCAAGUGCCAUAGUUUACCACGAAACUUCAAAUUCCGGCCAUACCAGCCCAAGGUUACGUCAGAUGCCCACACAACACCGUUGCUGAGCAGACAGUCGUCCGAAGUCGUUGGCCCUUCGGACUUCAAGUCACGCCUGGAUGCCAUAAAAGAUUGGUUCAGCACAUUCACUGAUGAUCAGAAGAAUGCCACAUUGAAAGCACUUUUGGGCUUGUGUGGCCAAUCCCAGAACCAUCUCCUCUCCGUCCUGCUCCAGCCAGUUCUGCACGAGCACUGCCCCGACAAUUGCCAGGACUGGCUCAGCUCCUUACCGCAGGGUCCUCGGCUGCUCAUUUUCUCAUACCUGGAUCCAGUGUCACUGUUGCGCUGUGCCCAGGUGUGCCAUGCAUGGCGUGACCUUACCCGUGAUCCUUACCUGUGGCAGCGCCUGUGCUCACAGCCACAGUGGCGCGUGAGCUCGACCACUGAGCGCAAGCAGCUUCAGCUUCUGCGUCGUCUCGAUGGCCACGUGGACUGGCGUGCUGUAUUUUGCCAGCGGUUCCGCCUGAGGCGCAACUGGCUCCGCGGCAGCUGCCAUGUGCGCACAUUCCACGGGCACACACAGGCCGUGUUCUGCGUCCAGUUCGACGACACGCGCAUUGUGAGUGGCUCCUCAGACAAAACGAUCAAGGUGUGGAACAUGCGCACAAAUAGUCCCUGGUCGGUGAUGACUCUCGUCGGUCACUCGGGCACGGUGCGCUGCCUUCACCUGAGCGGCAACCGACUAGUCUCGGGCUCCAGUGACUGCACGAUAAAGGUGUGGGACUUGAGUACGGAACACUCCUGGUCCAGCAUAGCCUGUAAGGGCACCAUGGUUGGGCACAUAGACACUGUGCGAUGCCUCCAAGCUGAUCAACGCCAAGUUGUCAGUGGCUCCUACGAUCGCACUCUUAAGGUCUGGGACAUGCGGACAGGACGUUGCCUGCGCACACUGGUCGGUCACACCGGUGCGGUACUGUGCCUGCAGUACCACGGAGACCAGCUUGUGUCGGGCUCCUGUGACCGAACCAUAAGAGUCUGGCAGCUGGGCACUGGUCGCCACAUGGCGACCUUUCACGGUCAUCAGGAUGCAGUCACCUGCCUCCAGUUUGACUCCAUGCAGGUGGUGAGCGGUUCCCUGGACCGCACUAUCAAGCUGUGGGGCCUGUCGAGCGGACACUGCCUUCGCACCCUGGACUGGAUCAAGUCUGAGGGCCACACGGGCGUGGUGCGCUGCUUGCAGGCCGACCAGUGGCGCAUCGUCAGCGCUGGUGACGACCGUGCGCUCAAGGUCUGGGGCCUCGAGACCGGCCAGAGGCUCGUCACACUGCGCAACCACUCGGAUGGGGUCACCUGUCUCCAGUUCAGUGACUGCCUCAUCGUUUCGGGCUCCUAUGACCAGACGGUCAAGCUGUGGGAUUUUACCGUCUGCUGAAGGGCCCUGCAAAAAGCUUCGAAACGGUGUAUCCAUCGUGACCGUGUGCUCUGCAGGCAGCAGAUAUGGCACAUAAGGUGCAUUCACAUGGAUAAUUGACAGAGGUCGCGCAACCUACCACUACUAGCGACCGAGGAGCUACUCAGGGUGAAAGGUGAUCACACUGGCAAACACAACCUGCCCAUUGCCACACUGAAAUGCCUCACGAUUGAUGGCCUUCAUGUUUGCUCAGAGCCUCACACCGCCAUCGCCGCAUAAAAUAAGCGUCAGUGUGCACAGACGUCUUGCUCCUAUGUCACCAAUUGGUUCAGUACGCUUGCGACUGCAGUUAUGCGACUGGAAAAUCGAGCAGCUGACCUAAAACAAUGGCUUUUCACCCAAAGUGACCAUUUGCGACCAACUUGGUCUCGCUACCUCUGCAAGUCACCGGUGUGAAUGGGCUCUUGCCAUCUAUCUCGUGCACAAGUAGAGAAGUGCUUUGUUGCUUCGCAAAAGUGCGGUUCGCCAAACUUGGUAAAAGUGCUGCAUUUGUGAAUGUUCAGAAGCAUGAGUACAGUGCCAGCAGUGGCGGGGGGGUUCUACACUGACAACUACUAUUUUUCCCGCUCCUUCACCCUCUCUCUCUCUCUCUCUUACACAUGCACGCACACACACGCGUACACAGAGAGAGAGAGAGAGAGACAGACAGGCAGACAGAGGUUGUACACCACGCAAAGACAAACUUUUAGCACUCCCCAGAGAAGAAUGAUUUAACAGUGAGGAUGCACAUUUUUGCGUUGCCAAAACAACACCUUGCUUAACUUCUGACAAAAGUUUCUUAUUGCUAAGAUAGUUAUGCUAUCAUUCUUAUGCUAUUUUUAGUAAUAAUUAUAUAAAAAGACUAAAAUUUCGUUUAAAAAUUGAUGCAUUUCUAUAACGUAUGUUGAUGACCUAGCUGGUACAUGACUUAGAAAAAUGAACAGCGCUAAAAAUGGGGCCAAACAAAAACAAAACAGCGCACUCUUGUGGGUCUUCUUGUUUGCAGACCAGACUCGUUGCAGCCCAGGGGACAGUGGAUGUCACCGUUGUUUUCCAGCCAGAUCUUCAAUUGAGUGGUACGGUUACAGCUAUGUAUGCAAGAGGGAGGGCACUAUUUUGCAAGUCACCUAUCACUCAAUGGUGCUUUUGGCAUUGUGGGCAUGCUAUAUUAUUCUAGAUUUAAAUAUACAGGAAUUAAGCAUUAUGCUAGAACUUCGAUAGUACCAUAUGAUGCAAGUUUCAUUCACUUUCGGUGACCUGCUGUGCGGCUUGUUUGAAAAGAUGUUUUGAAGUAACUUGCAAUCACGGUAUUGUAGGCAUCACACAAUGCUACAUAUUGUUAUUUGAUCACACUAGGAAUUGAUGAGGCAGACAGUCUGAAGCACAGCUGCUUCCUGUUUAGAACCCUUUGUCAAUAUUAUAGCAUCCGUAGUACGCAGUAAACUAAGGGCCUGUAGCUCUGAGAGUUUUGAAAGUAUUAGGUCACCUGACACAUUUAUUAGACUCUGCUGAUUGAGUUUUUCUAUUCAUUGCUUAAAAAGCUAGACAGUGUCAUGCUUCCACAAGCUGUGAGCAUCCUUGGGCCAACCGCAAGGUUGCAGAGCAACAACAGCCUGUCAUUCUCACUCGAUGCUGUGUGUCACGACAUUGCCACUCGGUCAUUAGUCGCUCCUGCUAAUCUCCUUCAGUGGCAAAUUUGCAUUCAGUUUGCUGCACCAAGCUCCUUGCCAAUUUGCAAAGUCUUAAGAGCUGUUGCCUGAGUCAUACUGAAAACUCGCCACACGUUUGUUCUUUUUUCUUUAGCUUCUUGUACCAUGUUGCAAGGCACAUGAAGGCUUUGCACGUACGGCCAAAAUGCCGAGCUCUGUGUUCGCUUAACACGUCCACUGCGGCAGCAUUUCUUGUAGUCUCGAUUCAAGAAUUUUUUCUCUCCGUUGAUUGCUAGAAAAAAAUGUUGCUUGCACACUGCAAGAAAGCCCUGCACAGCCGCACAGGGGGAAUAACUGCUGUGACCCACCGUUGACCCACGCCGCAGUGAACGUGUUAAAUUGGUGGUUGAGAUAUGCAUGUAUAGCCAGCCUUGUGCUUAGCACUUGCAGCACACGUGCGCCAUCACCUUGUGUAUAGUAUACCGGUGCAUUCCAGAUGAGACAAGUAGUGCCAAGAUCACUGUAUCUGUUUCAGGAUCACUGCGAGGGGUUUCUACACCACUUCGGCGUGGGCUUUUACCUGGUGUUAUCGGUGUUGUUUGUAUACGCAGCUCUUGCACGUGGCAUUUUUGAAACCUCUGCUGUGCACCAGACAAAGCUUGCAGAUAUUGUUCUUUAUUUAUCUUAAUAUUGCAUUUAUGAAUUGUCAAGUCACCCAGCAAAGAAUGCAAACCUGCUGGCAAUCCUUUUGUGGUUGUGAGUUCAUUUUCAAGCAGUAGUAGUAGUUAUACAUACCUUAUGCAGGCUUCACACUGCUGAAUGUUGCGUUAAUAAGGGAGCACAGUAUAGACCUCUUCAACAGCAGAAAAGUGAUGAUUAAGUUGUGCCAGUUUUGGACUGUUAACAACACCCAUUCUUGGCAUCUGGUGCAUCAACUUUCUUCAGUUCUACUACACUCGAACCUCGUUACAACAAAGUUGAAGGGGGAGCCGACACCACUUCGUUACAUCCAUUGUUGUUCCAUUUUGAUAGUCUUUUGCAUCCACUUUCCACUUAGCUCAUCGUGGUCGAACAGCACGGGGCACACAACACAGCGAUCCGCUGUGUGAUAUCAAGGAGGCAAGCGAACCUUGCCGCGCCAACUUGGCCCGGCCGGGUUGCAGCCUCCGAGAUUUCAUUGAUGCCAUUGCGAUCUCGCAGGCCACGCCCAUCAGGGAGACAUUAAUGCACGGCUUCGAUGUGUCCCCCAAAAUUACGCUGUGGAGACCUAUGACGCCAUGCCCAGCUGCAGCUGCCUGCGCUGCGUGCCGUAGAGACAGUGAGAAGUGAAUGCACUAAUCUUUCGCAGCGCAGAGCCACACAGCUCAUGCUGCCAGGCUUGCGCAAGAGUGAGAUCAGUGGAAAAGUGUGAUAGGAAGCUGCUCCUUGUACGCAGGUGCAUAGCUAUACGUGGCGAUGAGAAAGAUUAGUGUUGCUCGACAAUGUAUUUGAUGGCGGGGACGCGGGAGUUUUGAACUGCCACGGCAAAAGAGUGCCAACCCAGUGGAAAGCGAUGUACUCGGCGCUCGACAGUUGGUUAUCUUUUGGUGACGAACCUAGUUGAUUAUAUCCAUUGACAGGACAAGUUCACUUCGUUAAAGCGAAGUUUUAAAUGCAUGGAUCUCUAUGAGCAUUUCAAGGGGAAUUUCAUAUACUUCGUUAUAUCCAUUAUUUCAAUGUAUCCUAUUUUGUUAUGACGAGAUUCGGGUGUAACACGUGUCUUUAACAGCCAAGCUGCCAGCUUGGCAUUGGCCACAGAGCUCUUCAUGAAAAAGUGCAGGAAUAUCUCAUUCAGCUGAAUUGAUGCCUCGUUCGUGCUCCUUUUCAGACAGAGUUGGCAUUCUGUGGCACAUUCUGUUUAACACUAUUUCUGGAUGCCUUAUUGCCCUGUUUUGAUUAAGAGUAAGUCAACAAUACAAAUCCAUUCCAGUGGCGUUGCCAGACAAGAAAUGUCAAUUUGCUCAGGGAAGGGAACAGCAGCAUCUGUCACCUGGAGCUUGCAACCACUCUGCGUGGUCUACUUCUGCGUGACUUUUUGCGUGCCCUCAACAUGCAGAACCACCGUCUUGUUCAGUGAAAAGACUUGUGUCUUUCUCUUGGCAUCACUGUAGACAAUGUGUAUUGUGAUUAUGCUGAAUGAAACAGCCAAUUAGUUGUACAUACUAACAUGGCACCAAACAGAUAGCACAGUGAAAUUCCCACCUCCAUGAAAAAAUUCAGUGGGAAUGAGAGAGUGAUUUAGGAGAAUGAAUUGUUUAACUCCUUUAUGGACUGCACAAUGUAUGCUAAAGCUUAAACUUCAGCAGGUUGAAUGAAUCGGCACUUUAAAGGGCCCCACACAAAGCCACGCAGCAAAUUUUGGUUAUACGCUGGAAGUUGUUACGUGCCUUCUUGGGAGCGUUCUACCGCAAUAAUUUUUCAAAUUGGUUCAUUAACAGCUGAGAUAGAGAUAUUUCAGUGCUGCGAGCGUAUUAUUUCAGUGCCGCGAACCUAUAGCCACUGCCAAGAGAGACACUCUCUCCACUUGCCCCCAUCUAGCCUCUGCAAGUGAAAUUCCUUCCCUGCAUUCUCUCCUACCGGAACUGGAGGAUUGCGUGACGCACACGUCACGGGCACCGCAUUCUCUCUUUUGUUUUUUUUCUUUCUUUUCUUUUUUCACGCUUUAUUUUUGCGUGGUUCACUUCCUCUGAUGGUCACACCUGCAAGCUGUUGCGUUUGUCUCAUUUCGCGCAGCACACGAUUUUGCACGCUGUGCACUUGACUAGCGGCAUAAGUCAAGGAUACACGAGCACUGAGGCAGACGCAAGGAGAUCACAGAGCAUAAUCGCGCGCUGGAACAUGGUAGAAAAUGAUACAGUUUUCUUCGCUCUCAGCGCGCGACUGCACGAUGUAAGAACAAGCAGACGAAACAGAAGUACAGCUCUCUUGCUGUGGUGCAUAGUAAAACAGAAACAUGCAGACAUUUGGUUUGUGUGGGUUAUUAUUUCUUUAAGCAUUAAUUCGUCUAUUGACGCAACAGAUUACACAAACAGAUGUCGUCUUGAAUAAUUCUCAAAGUGCCACGCAUCGCUAUGAGCAACAUCGCAGCAUAUAUGUAUACGUAGGUGCAUUUGCUGAUAUACGUCAUCCCCCUGUCUUGAAGCGCGGCACCCACGAGGAGAAGAGAAACAACAUUUAGUUCGAAAUUUCAGCUCUUUCUGUGGCGCAUAGCGAUCUAAUUCUUAGGAGACACGAUCGUGAGCACGCAUUGCAUGCACUGUGCUUGUCAGCUCAAAAUGGCCAGACCUGGUGAGGAGUCCUUUAAGGCACGAUACUAAGCCCCCUUAUUGACGUAUGCGCUUGCUGUGUGAGAUUAUCACUUUCUAAAGAAUGUGAGCGAAGCUGCUGCAAAAUAUCCUGUCUCCAGAAAGGAUAUUUUGUACUGUUGCUUGCAAGUGGUGUGGCUUAUCUUCAGGUGAUGUCCUGUGUGUUGUGUACAUAAACGUUUUAAUUUCCUAAAGGAGCUGCAUUUAGACACUUGUUGAGUAUAUGUACUGUGGUAAAAUUGACAAAAAUUGAAUAGAAAAGUGCGAACACUUAUUCUUUUUCUGGAUUUCAGGGUACAGAGACAGGUGCGCAUUUAUUUUUGGUUGUUGACACUUUUUCUUGAAAGGUGUUAAAAUGUAAAAUGAUGUCCAAGUAGUAAUUUUGCAUGUGGAAAGCAAACUUAAACUAGGUGUGUUUGUUUAUUGGUCAGGCGAGGCACCAAAAUAGAUUACGUGGCAGCCACUUUUGUUUCAAACAGUGACAGCACUCCAGCAGUUUGACAUGCAUUCUUGCUAUUAGGUUUAGUAUAACAAUGACACAAUAUCUGUAAGCAUUGCAUUACAUAUUGUACUGUCACGGUGAGAUUAGUCACUUGAGGGCACACCUAGGCUAGCUGAAAUGAUGUUGGUAAUACAGAAGCGUUCAGUCACUUUUGCCAAGAUGAGUUACCACUAGAGUGAAAAUUAUGUGAACACAGGACGGGAAUAGCAUCACCAUUGUGAAAAGAAGGAACUAGAUUUCACUCUAGUGGUCCAUAGCAGUAGUGCAGUCAUGGUUUCACUCAGUUCACUUGUUUGCACAUUUAAAUGACAUCGAGUCAUUCUUUAUUGUAUUUAUGUUCCUUCUUUUUUUUGGAUGCAAGAUGUCUUGUGCAGUUACGGAGGACUGGGACACAUUGUGGCUCAGGCUAUACUUGUCUUGUGACAUGCUUGACUAAAUCGCAGUGGCACACAUUUUUUUCGAUUACAAAAGCUAUGCGCUCAAACGUUGAAACAACAUAUUUGAUGCAAGUCCUCAGGUUGUGUCUGUUCUCAAAGAGCCAUUGACUGUUCAUAAAGCAUGUUUCAAAUUCGCAGAGUUAAAAGAAAACUUUAGCUCAAGGCCAGCUUUGAUUUAUUCUUUCAAAAAGCCCUGAAGUGUAGAAAUGCUCUUGUUGGGCAAUGACUGAAUCAAUUUCUGUUAUAUUUGUUACAUUAUUUGUUACAGAAAUGCUAAACUCUAGCAACUGGUAGUCUUAGAAUUUCGACGUAGGCGGCCUUCAUAAAGUUUGCAGGAACUGAUGGGGAAAACAAAAACAAGACGGCCCUUUUAUAGCACUUUAGCCCUAUGAUAAAAGCAAAUGUCAUGAUUCCGUAAUUUGUACCUUACGGAGCAUUUAGAGAGAACAAACUUGGGGUACUAUGUACGGCUUUAAGCUACCUUGGUGUUUAGGAAACCCAACUAUUUCAGAACCUGUGUAGCUGAGCAAGUCAAUGCACACAGACUACAAGAUGCCUAUUUUGUUUGCUUUGAACAGUUAGCAGCACUUCACAGAACUAUAACAGCUGUCUUUGCUGCAGUGUUGAGUAGUAAACUUGCCAAUUGAAUUUUCCUUAAAUUUUGCUGUUCUUGUCAAAGUUUAAAAAAAAUUUUCUAAACAAAAGUUCAAAACAAAAAGCUGGUGUAUGCUUCUAGCAAGUCACCAGAAUAAUUUUUUUUAAAGGCAACAAAUAUUGUACUGCAGUUCAGUGGUUGUCUAAUGAGAACAUUUGUAAAUAUCGUGCAAACUUGAAUGAGGAAAUCUGAGCUCGCCCCAGCUGGACCUUUUGCUUAAAGGAGUACUGACAUAAUAUUUUCGACUUUCUCUUUUGCAUUAAAUGAAAGUCCAAGCUCUCAAAACCCUUGGACAAAAACAAUUGCCGGAUCUUACGCUUCUGUCGGAAUCAGUGUGAAGCGAAGCUUUCAGUGAUGUUUGCACAGAUGGUAAAGUGAAAGUUAUGCAAAUGUAACACUAAUGACUGAUAUGCUUACAGAAAAUGACAUAGGUAUAUGAAGUGUUAUCUUAUGCAACUAAAAUGUUAAUGAUGCAGAAUGCUAUGUUUAACCAAACAUAACUUAGUUGGGCAAGUGUAACCUAAUGACACAAAUGUUUAGGCGCAUGUGUGGCCUCUAUUUAAGGGUGACAGAAGAUGCACAAAAUGUGCAAUGCUUUUGUUUAUUACAACUUUUUUUUUUUUUUGUAGGAGCACUUUACGUUAUUGCUACAAGAUGUCAGUGAAUUCAGCUGCAUGUCAUGGCUUUGCAAUAACAUCAGUGAUGUCAGGCCCGGCAUUUCAAGACCAACUGUAGUAUCAAAAUAAAAUAUGUCCAGUUUCCUAAACUCCUUGUUGAGUGUCAUCUGUCGGCUUGCAAUCUGUCGACAUUCGAAAAUAAAUGUCAGUACUCCUGUAAGAGAUCCUUUCCCAACGUUCAGCACCAUGCAUGGGGAUGAGCUGCUUUGCCUUCUUGAACACUGGUGCUUUACAGCCAAAAGAGCAUAACAGUGCAGUGCAGCUUGCGGAAUUCUCGAGUAAAGCGCUGGCUUCCCUGCGUAAUAGCUCAGUGUUUCUACCAGAUUCAUGAAUGUGUGUUCAUAAUGGUGCAUUUACGUGUUGAAAAAAAAAUGCUUGGGAACAAACUCUCUAUGUGCUACCAACAAAUGCCCUCUGCACUUGUAGGGGUCUUACUCCAAUGCCAGCUAUGUACUGAUGCUUGUCUCUUGCCCCGUUUCUUUGGGGCCACAUUGUGGCUGAGGUGAAUUUUGUUAGAAACUGUUAAAGGGACACGAAAAAGAAAUCAAAGUUCGGCUGCAUUUGUAAAUUACUCGUCUGUGACGCCAAAAAAAGCCACUCUUGCAACAUGAAGAGGCUUGGCAAGAUACAAAACGUGCAGAAACGAAAUAGGUUCCUUGCCAGCUCAGCGUGAUGUAGAUUUUGACAGCGCCUGCUCUGGCCCAGUUAAAUUUUUUUUAAUAAUUAAAUAUAGACCACAUUAUACUCUAAAAGAGUCAAGGACUGAACAUAGCAUGUUUAGAAAAUUUUUAAUGAGCCACAAUACGAAGAAAAAUACGAAAGACUCUUUGAAAUCUGCGACGGUACGGUAGCUACCAGCACAGGAGUUCUGACUCGAAAUUACAAAAAUUGAACUUUGACUUCCAUUUGCUCUUAUGGUAAUCGACCUCUUAUCAUUAAAUUAGAAAAAUAAUCGUUUUGGUUAAAGAAUACUUGAUCGGUAUAAACUGAUUUAACGUUUCUUUUUGGUGUCCCUUUAAGCAACAAGCACAUGGAAUGCACUUACAAACUAUUUUUUUGCCAGCGUGUCCAUAUCCCUCCUCGCAAUGACCGCACUGUUGCCAUGACUGAAGCACAUGUCACGGGACUUCAGCUUUAGUUGGUAAAGUGCAUUGAAUAUGUUUUAGUAAUACUUUCAGGAGUGGUCAUGCAGUGUAACAUGGACCUACUGACAUCAGGCGAUGCCACACCUAAUGGGAACUGAAAACACGUUCCUCGUGGUUUCUAUUGCAUAUCCUGUAUUAGUUAUGCAGUUAGAGCUCCACCACUUUCUUGGCACAAAAGGGGAGAGUGGUUAGGACUGUGUCUGGGUUCAUCUCACGUUUCCAAGUUUGUCUGUUGUGCCCAGGAUGCUAUUAUGUGGUGCUUAGCUGUAGUCUUGUUGCUUGCUUUGUCGACUGCAGGGGGAACCCAGAAGAAAGAAAGAAAAGUGGCCUCCCUAGCAAGAUUAAAGUGAUUGUGACAUGCUCUUAAAAUAUUUCUGGAGUGCACAAAUUAUUGUUUGAGGCUACAUUAGGCAUUAGGAUAGCGUGAAGCUAUAACACACAACAUACAUUUGCACAUCACCAUUAGGAGGUCAACUUCCAACUCGGAUGAUGAAAGAUUGAGUGUUUAAUGAACAAGAGUAGCCAUGCCAACAUCUCGUAGAAGCGUCAAAUUUUAGAACAUUGUAGACAAAUUUCAUUUGUGCCGUGAUGGACAAACCUUGGUUAGUAAUGCUUAAUCCUUUUUAUCCCACCUAAUAAAAUGUUCAGUAGCAGCCUGUAUGUUGUAGAUGCAUUCCUGCUUGCGUAGAGUUCCUUGUGAAUUCCAUUAAAGGGGCACGGAAGAGAAAAAUAAUUUGGGCUGUAUUGGUAAAUUAUCCUUCUGCAAUACCAAAAAAAAAAAAAAGCCACUCUCAUCAUGAUGGGAAGGUUGGUAAGCCAGAAAAUAUGGAGUUUCCACACCAGCUCGGUGUAACGUCAGGGACUUUGAUGGCGUUUACGUUGGCCUGGUUAAUGCUUUCAUUGGUAAAGAUAGACUGCAUUCUAUUCUAAAAAAGGCAGAAGCUGAACUUGCCGAGUUUCAAGAAUUUUUACUGAGCCAUUGCUGCCUAUAUAUGAGGAAAUGUGACGACCAUGACCUGACACCGACGUGCUGGUACUGGAAUUUCAGUGCAAAAUUCAAGAAAUAAAACGUCUACUUUCUUCUUUGCUUCUAAUAAACAACCUAUUGCCAAUGAAAUUAAUGAAAGUAGAGUUUUGUAAGAGUGCAUUUAUCAGUCUAAACUGAUUUAUUGUUUCCCUUUAGUGUCCCUUUAAGUGGAAUGACACACCUUUAGGCUAGGUAGAGGUGUUGCACAGAAAAGCUCGGUGUGAAACCUUGGACAGUUCAUUUAGCUGUGCACCUUGAAUAUGCAAAGGCGUUGUAUAAUUUAUUAUAUUUUUUUAAAACCUUGGUACCACGUGGCAUAAUUGUGCCCACCUGUGCUCGUCUCGGUGUUACCAAAGUCCGGUUUCCGUCCCUUUCGUGUAUGUUCAAAGUAAGGCGCACUUUCUUGCCUGAUGAGUAACUGUCUGCUUCUUUGAGCAGCAGUGCAGUGUCGCUGAUGUGUAAGAAAUAAAGUUAUGCAAUGCACACA